Messenger RNA from Tribolium castaneum (red flour beetle), 3662 nucleotides. RefSeq names its product sodium chloride cotransporter 69 (gene Ncc69). Gene Ontology annotation, molecular function: sodium:potassium:chloride symporter activity. Lineage: Eukaryota; Metazoa; Arthropoda; Insecta; Coleoptera; Tenebrionidae. The transcript is spliced from 12 exons. Gene Ontology annotation, biological process: chloride ion homeostasis; sodium ion homeostasis; potassium ion homeostasis. The coding region runs from base 228 to 3437 and encodes 1069 amino acids. Gene Ontology annotation, cellular component: membrane. The record is from RefSeq and is a predicted model, not a curated record.
CACUGGAUGGAAAUGUACAAGUUUACAACCUCGCAUUGUCUGUUUCGAAGUCGUACUGUACGCCUCGUGUUUCGCGUCUCAAAUGCACGUGUUUUAAAAAAUAUCAACGAUUAGAAAAAAAUGAGUGGCUUGUGCAAAAUGUGAUUUUGUUUCGGUUUUAACAGUGUGCUGUUUUUUGUCUUUUUUAACGACUUUUUGGAUUAUCUCUGUACCUAUAAGUGAUUGCCAUGUCUGAAAGAAACGGGGGUGCCACAGUGCCACGAAGUGACACUGAUGACGUCGAAUUGAGGAACUUGACAACCGAUAAUGACAAAAGGACACGGUUUCAAGUGAAUAGAGUACGAAGUGAAAGCCACAACACGGAUAAAGAUGGGAAGGAUUCUGUCGGUGUUCUCACAGAGGAUGAGAACACUGACGAUGACGAUUUGCACUCGGUCACAGAUAGGACACGACUCAACUCGGAGUAUGUGAAGAGUUUCCGACACUUGACACGAGAGGCUUUGCCACGACUGGACAACUACAGGAACAUAAUGUCCCUACAGGCUGCCAAUAGACCAACACUUGAUGAACUCCACAAUGCCACUCUUCCCAAUAAGGGAACGUCCGUAACAAAUUUAAAUGACAAAACCGGCGAUAUCGACGGCCAAAUAAAAUUCGGAUGGAUUCAGGGAGUUUUAAUGCGAUGUCUGCUCAACAUAUGGGGCGUUAUGCUGUUCCUGCGACUGUCCUGGGUUGUGGCUCAGGCUGGAGUAGGCGAAGCAAUUCUUCUUAUUUUGACCACAACUGUGGUAACGUCCAUCACAGCCUUGUCCAUGUCUGCCAUCAGCACCAACGGUGUUAUCAAAGGAGGAGGGACCUAUUAUAUGAUCUCGCGCAGUUUGGGCCCCGAAUUUGGCGGUUCAAUCGGUCUGAUUUUCGCCUUAGCUAAUGCAGUGGCUUGUGCUAUGUACGUUGUUGGUUUUUGCGAAUCUCUCAAUGCUUUACUAACAACACACCAGCUUUUCAUCAUUGAUGGAAGUGUUCAAGACGUGCGGAUUAUCGGCACGCUCACAAUUGUCGUCCUGACGCUAAUUGUUGUCAUUGGAAUGGAGUGGGAGGCUAAGGCACAAAUCGGCCUUCUUGUGAUCCUCCUAGCUGCAAUUUUUGAUUUUUUCGUUGGUAGUUUUAUCGGUCCGACGAAACAAGAAUCGAUCGACAAGGGAUUUGUCGGCUUUAAUUUAACUGUUUUACGCGAGAAUUUUUAUCCAGAUUAUAGGAAAUCUCAAGGCGUGAAUCAUAAUUUUUUCACGGUUUUUGCGGUUUUCUUCCCGGCGGCUACCGGGAUUUUAGCUGGCGCCAACAUCUCAGGGGACCUUAAGGACCCUCAGAAGAGUAUCCCUAAAGGGACCCUGCUGGCAAUUCUGAUAACCACCCUGUCUUAUAUUUUAAUGGCAUUUAUUUGUGGUUUUACUGUGCUUAGAGACGCCACCGGUCCUCUAACCACCACAAGUGUAACACUUAACUUAACCAAUGAAACUUUGACAAAUGUAACAACAAUAAAUGUUACAAUUCCGCCAACGGGACCAUUUAAAUAUGGUCUACACAAUGAUUUUCAAGUGGUCGAAUUGGUUGCUUGGUUCGGUCCAAUUAUCUAUGCUGGUUGUUUUGCUGCAACUUUAUCUUCGGCACUCGCUUCGCUCGUUUCGGCACCUAAAGUGUUUCAGGCUUUGUGCAAAGACAAACUCUAUCCAGGAAUCGAAUGGUUUGCUAAAGGUUAUGGGAAAAACAACGAACCGAUGAGAGGAUAUGUCCUUACUUUUAUUAUAGCCGUUGGGUUUAUUUUAAUCGGAGAAUUGAACGUGAUUGCUCCGCUUAUAUCAAAUUUCUUCUUAGCUGCCUACACUUUGAUCAAUUUCUCGACGUUUCAUGCAUCUUUGGCCAAACCAGUCGGCUGGAGACCCACAUUUAAGUACUACAACAUGUGGCUUAGCCUCGCCGGUUCCAUUCUGUGCGUCUUGGUCAUGUUUUUGAUUUCCUGGUGGACAGCUUUGGUCACUUUUGCCGCAGUCCUAGCCCUUUAUUUGAUAGUUUCCGUUCGAAAACCUGACGUAAACUGGGGCUCAACCACACAAGCCCAAAUUUACAAAAACGCCCUUCAAGCCGUCCAGCAAUUGAACGCCGUUGAAGAACACGUCAAAAAUUACAGACCACAGAUUUUGGUUUUAUCAGGAAUGCCAAGUGCGCGGCCAGCUUUAGUCGACUUUGCAUAUUUAAUCACCAAAAAUCAGUCUUUGCUAGUGUGUGGACACAUUAAUACGAGCCGAUUGCACCAGCGGGUCCGAAACGUCCUCAACUACAAAGCCAACUGUUGGCUAAGGGCCCACAAAUUGCGCGCUUUCUACAUGCAAGUCGAUGGUCAAAACUUUGAAGACGGUUGUACUUCGUUACUUAAGGCUUGCGGUAUCGGAAAAUUGCGGCCUAAUAUUUUACUAAUGGGACACAAGUCUGACUGGCAGACGUGUUCCAAGGACGAUCUCGAGCAAUAUUUCUGUGUUUUACACAAAGCGUUAGAUUUGCAUUUGAGUGUUGGGAUUUUGCGGCUGCAGGAAGGCUUCGAUUUUAGUCAUCAUUACGCCGAUGAUCCGAAAAUUAAAAACAGCACUGAAUCUUUACCACGAAAUCAGUCAUACAGUCACAUGUCGCAAGCCAGUAGUAAUAGUGAUAUUUCGGUGCCUAACACUCCCAUCUCGAGGAACCGGGAAGUGGUUAAUGUUUGUCCCAGUGCUGAGGAUUCGGCAAAAAAGCCGAAAUCGGUCGGGGGCUCUUUGAGCGAAAUCGUCGUUGACGAUUAUAUCGACAGGGAGAGGAUGAGUCAGAUGUUUCUGUUCCAGAAGAAACAGAAGCGGGGGGUUAUUGACGUGUGGUGGCUUUAUGACGAUGGAGGCUUGACUUUGCUCCUUCCGUACAUAAUAAGCACCCGAAGGAACUGGAGCACUUGCAAGCUGCGCGUGUUCGCUUUGGCCAACAAGCGCGACGAGCUCGAACUAGAGCACCGAAACAUGGCUAGUCUUUUGGCCAAGUUCCGAAUCGACUAUUCCGAUUUACAAGUAGUCUCCGACAUUACGAAUAAACCAACAGACAUGACAUUGCAAUUUUUCGACCAACUGAUCGCCGAUUUCCGGAAACCGGAAGACGAAAAUGAUCCAAGUUCGGUGCAAAUAACUGACUCGGAGCUGAUGGCAGUCAAGGACAAAACUAAUCGGCAUUUGCGACUCCGAGAGCUCCUGUACGAGCAUUCGUCCGAGUCGCAAAUGAUUGUGAUGACUUUGCCCAUUCCGAGGAAAGGCAUAGUGUCGGCACCUCUGUAUUUGGCCUGGUUGGAAGCCCUAACUAGAGACAUGCCCCCGAUGCUGCUGGUUAGGGGGAAUCAAACGUCCGUCCUUACUUUUUACUCUUAAUUUUAUUGUAGCGAACAAUCUCACUUGUAUUGAAAAUACUCACCGAAUGUCGGCGGUUUUUAUUAUCAGGCGUUAGUUUAGUAUUUUUGAAUACUUUACAAAGUAUUGUACUCGUAUUAUUUUUUAACUCGAUGAUGAAAAGUAUUAGUAGGUACAUGAUAGCUUAAGCCUUAUUUUAUUUAAUCUGUAUUUGUGCGAAAAGCAUAAUAAAGUUGUCUUUUUUAA